UUGAAGCAACGUGACUAUGAUAUGGGUCAAGAGAUAUCUGCCUUGAGAUCAGAGCUGGGUAGACUUCGACAUGAGUGAACAACAACCGCCUCAGUAAUGGUUCUUUUUACAGUCGUCAUUUUUAUUGGAUGUGCCCUCCAAGGAGGCGCACGGUGUGUAGUCAAAUAAUCUUUUGGAUUUAUUACUCUGGGUGGGCUGAGCCAGUCUUUCCCUCUCAUGUUUUCUCUACAGUAAUACAGAAUGUUUCGACAGGCAUUGUCGCGUGUAGAAAACAAACACAGAAAAAAAGCAACACAAAAAAAAAUAACUUCUUGUAUUAUUUUUUUUCUCCCCUUGUUUCAUUCUAAUGCAUCAUAUCAUGGCCGACAAAAACAGACACAUUAAUGGAAUAAAAAGAUUUAUCAGUGACAUAUUUUCUUGUAGACUUAAAUGAGAGAGA
Messenger RNA from Umbelopsis ramanniana AG, 439 nucleotides. RefSeq lists its product as uncharacterized. The transcript has 2 exons. The coding region runs from base 129 to 347 and encodes 72 amino acids. NCBI's taxonomy places the organism in Eukaryota, Fungi, Mucoromycota, Umbelopsidomycetes, Umbelopsidales, Umbelopsidaceae. The record is from RefSeq and is a predicted model, not a curated record.